ACACACUGAGACUCCAGACUGACGCUCCUGUGUGACUCCCUGAGGACGAGCACUGAAACAUUUGAGCAAAAAGGAGUGAAAUACACUGGAUGCUACAUUUUUAUUUGAUUUUUUUUUAAACACUUCUGCAGGAUUAUUACUUUUCUUGAGGUUUUAGAAGAGCCUGGAAAAUGGAUGUAUACACUUUGAUGUCCGUGUUAUCAGUGAUGUGCUCCUGGAUUUUGUGCACAGUGCUAUCGGUGCCGACUCCCACUGCCUCCAUCGCCACCCAGGGGCGCCAUGUGCGGACCAAACGCUGCUCCUGCGCCACCUUCCUGGACAAGGAGUGCGUCUACUUCUGCCACCUGGACAUCAUAUGGGUCAACACACCUGAGCGCGUGGUCUCCUACGGACUGGGCAACGCUCCCAGAACGAGGCGCGCGGUCGCGGACUCCAUGGCAACCGGCAGCGGACCCAGGUGCCAGUGUUACCGCGAAAACGACAACACAUGCCGAAACUUCUGCCGGCUGGAAAAACACCUCCGGUAUGGGACGUUGCCAGACACCGAGAUCCGCUCAGCCGAGGGCGAUGGUUGUGUUCAGGCACAGUGCAAACACAAGCUGGCAGCCGACACGGGCAGGAUUAAGAGGAACACCCACGAGAACCACGGGUCGCCACCAGCGAUCGAGGCCGCCUUGAAAACCCGCCUGCUGCUGGAGAAGUGGAGGGUGAGACAGCGCCACAGGGCGAGAGCGUGGGAGGGCGAGAGCGCGGCCUCCUAAAGAAGACAAGACGACCGCCGCACCUUGUCACUACAGAGGUGGUUGGUGGGAAAAGGGCUUCAUGAGCAUGGGGGGCCCCAGCCCACCCUCCGAAGUUAAGGCUGGCGAACUCGCUCCGCGGCUACAGCGUCGUGCAGCGGUCGAGCAGAGAGCGUCUACUACUCGACUCGGUUGCACUUCAUCAGACAGAUGAAGGAGGUCAGAGACAAGUUCAGGUGAAGGAGGACUUGGGGCUCCUGGUCCCGGUCUGCACAAAAAUCAAGGACAUUCAUUGAUCUUGUGGGUGUCAGACUCGCUCCUGUGGACUCACCAAACAGCAUUUCAACAACAACAAAAACUUGACAUUACUGGAAGGGUUUAAUAUAAAUCCCUCUGGGACAGAACAAUGAAAACCACUGCCGUAUACAGCUGAAGGCAGUCCUACUUAUUAUAUUUCAAAACGCCAUUAUGUUUCUCACACAUAGAGAAGAGUCUACAUAGAAGGGAUUAUGUGCCUUGUGUCGAUUUUAUUUCCACUGACUGAAACUAUUUACUGCAUUUUACGACACAGGUCGCCUCCUUUACGUCAGGACACAGGUCACUGUAGCUGCUGGGAGUUUUUUAAACCACAGAUGUGUUUGUGCAUUCAUCAUAAUUUAAUGUUUCUGUAUGUUGUUGCUCCUGCGUGUCUUUAUUUAUUCUUUUUAACGUGUUGUAAUUUGAUGGCCAUAUUGGUCCGUCACUUUUUCAGUCGUUUUUUUUUUUGUCAUUUCUGUGAAAUGUUUUGUCACCAAGGUGCCAAAUUUUGGCCCGAACUUAAAUAAAUUUUUACACACUUAUU
This is a messenger RNA of Morone saxatilis (striped sea-bass), 1581 nucleotides long. RefSeq names its product endothelin 1 (gene edn1). Gene Ontology annotation, molecular function: endothelin A receptor binding; endothelin B receptor binding; hormone activity. The coding region runs from base 171 to 761 and encodes 196 amino acids. The record is from RefSeq and is a predicted model, not a curated record. Gene Ontology annotation, cellular component: extracellular region. NCBI's taxonomy places the organism in Eukaryota, Metazoa, Chordata, Actinopteri, Moronidae. The transcript is spliced from 5 exons. Gene Ontology annotation, biological process: regulation of systemic arterial blood pressure by endothelin; vein smooth muscle contraction; regulation of vasoconstriction.